CGCGCAGCAUAGAACCGGAUGUGUACGUUUGUCCAUCAUACGUAAUAGAGUGCUGCGAUUUCUUACUUUUUUUGCUUCUCGAAAGAAUUACACAGCGUUGAUUUUCAUGAUAUUCAGAGAAACAUCACGUCGGAGAUCUUCCUCGUGUCGAGUUGAAUAGUUGAUUCGCCGGGGUGGGGGCGAUUCGACGCCGACUGCCGAGUGGGUUCGUUUGUCCUCGACGCGACCGAUGUGGAGACUCCACGCGAGUCUUCUCGACAAAUCAUUCGAAGAUGCAAGCACAGGAGGCCGAAGGUGCGGAUGGAUCCCCAUGGAAUAAUUCGAGUGGCUGCGAUGAGGAACGUAGGCCAGCUCCAAAGGAGGGUAAAAAGUCAAAUGUGUUGCCGCUAUGGGGCAACGAGAGGACUAUGAAUUUGAAUCCUUUGAUUCUCACCAACAUACAGUCGUCACAUUAUUUCAAGGUGAAUCUGUACGAACUCAAGACUUAUCAUGAGGUGAUUGAUGAGAUCUAUUAUAAGGUCUCUCACUUAGAACCGUGGGAAAAAGGCAGCAGAAAGACUGCAGGUCAAACCGGCAUGUGUGGAGGCCGGUUCAUGCAGGUACGAGGCGUGGGAGCUGGCGGAAUUGUUUCUACGGCAUAUUGUCUACUGUACAAACUCUUCACGCUGAGGUUAACCAGGAAGCAGCUGAAUGGACUUAUUAAUCAUCCAGACUCACCCUACAUACGCGCUCUAGGAUUUAUGUAUAUUAGUACGGUUGCGAUUAGAUACACACAGCCACCGGCAGACUUGUUCAGCUGGUACAACGAUUAUCUGGAGGACGAAGAGGAACUAGAUGUAAAGGCGGGUGGCGGGCAAGUGAUGAAAAUGGGCGACAUUCUCAAACAAUUCCUUACCAAACUCGAAUGGUUUUCCACGUUAUUUCCACGGAUACCGGUACCGAUCCAAAAGGAUUUGGAGCUGCGUCUGGCCGAGCGUUUUCCGCAACAGCAGGUGAAUGCACGAAAUGCUAAGCCGCCAAUCACUCUCAACAGCCACGGCAAAUAUGGCAAUAAAGAUGGUCGUAAGGACAACGGUAACCUGACAUCGCGUAAUCAGCAACCCCGACACAUCCCCGAUAACGAGGCUCAAUGGGGUGAGGCGGAGCGUAUGAGCCAGUGGCGUGCCAGAACCGAUGAGGAUCGUAAGGACAAGAACAGAGAGCGUGAUCGGGAUCGCGAGAGAUUGCGGGAGCGUGAUAGGGAAAGAGCUCGCGAACGAGAUCGUGAAAGAGACAGGCAUAGCAAAAGAUCGAGCAGUCGUGACAAAAAUAAAAGACAGAGAGAUCAUAGAAGCCGCAGCAGAGACAGAUCAUAUAGAGAUCGAAGCAGGGAUCGCCAUCGCGACAGAGACCGUCAUCGAGAUAGAAGAGGUUCACCGUACGACUAUGCUGCAGAAUUGGCACGCGAGCGCGAGAGGCAACGAAGGGAGAGAGAAUGAGAAACGAUUACACAUUGUGUACAUAUUUAAUUAUUUCUACAAAACUAUGUAACGAACAUUUAAAAGGAAAAAUGCGAUAGUAGCUACCGAGCCAAGUCAGCGUCACUAUCACUACAAUCACUAUCUUUAUCAUCAGCACGUAUACUACGUGCGUUCACAGGGAAAUGUUUUCUUCGAGGCGGAAUAUAAGUCUAAUACAACUCUAUAUUCAAAUGUAGUUUACAUGUUUUUAUAAAAUAAAUUCGUCAUUGUCA
This is a messenger RNA of Wasmannia auropunctata (little fire ant), 1732 nucleotides long. RefSeq names its product pre-mRNA-splicing factor 38B. NCBI's taxonomy places the organism in Eukaryota, Metazoa, Arthropoda, Insecta, Hymenoptera, Formicidae. The record is from RefSeq and is a predicted model, not a curated record. The transcript is spliced from 6 exons. Gene Ontology annotation, cellular component: precatalytic spliceosome. Bases 273 to 1478 code for a protein of 401 amino acids.